Molecule: messenger RNA, 2997 nt
Organism: Nicrophorus vespilloides
Lineage: Eukaryota; Metazoa; Arthropoda; Insecta; Coleoptera; Silphidae
Exons: 5
Coding region: 348-2807 (819 amino acids)
Molecular function (GO): protein binding
Source: RefSeq, a predicted model, not a curated record
AAUGGAAAAUUUAUGCAAAUUUUUGGAUUCCCACUACUUGAGAUCAUCAAUCACAAUUAGAUAAUCAAGAUUGAGGAUUGGCAGUUUCAAAAAGGUACUAGGACAGUACUUAUAUGAAAUGGGCGAUCGAUAAUUAACCUAAGACUGUUUGUUUGUUUGUUCGCUUAACAAUAGUAAGUUUCUCUCUCGUCAAUGUCAAUGCAUGUGAAAUGUCAAAAUAAAUGAACAACCGUGGGGGACAAUAACAAAUAACAUACGAGAGCUGUGUGUGUGGUGUGGCCUUCAGAAAACCGAAGCCGAUGGCAGUGUUAAGAAAGCGAUGAAGAUAAUCGGACGGAAGAACGCGGAUGAUUAAAAUGGAUUCGGGCCUUGGAAGUGAUGAGGAGCAAAGGAGAAGUCGCACCAAGGAGCAGAAGGAGAGGCACAAUGAGCAACUACUGAAUGGGGCCCACUGUUUCAUUGAUGCAUCUAGUCUGCAGGAUGAGGAAGAAGUCAUGGAUGAUCAAAAGAAGAACGACGAACGAAGACAGGGCUCCCUCUUAUUUCAAACCUCCAUGCCACAGUACAGCAGGAUGCUGCAGCUACCCUCUGAAGACACUCCAACAGACACUCCAUUCAACUCAAUUGUAAACUUUGAAGAAGAGAAACUAGAUUCAGCCUCAAAACCAUCUUUGGGUUUUUAUGUGGAUCUCAGUCAAGUUGGAGAGGAGGAAUCCAAUGAGACUGUUUCAAACACUUCAGAUUUUACCACAAAAAAUAUCUUCUCCAUGGUAAUUGACUUUGAAGCCCCCAAGAAGAAAGGAGUGCCAAGUAGAUUACUGAACCAUAGAAGACGUGCCUCCAACAGACAAGUUAUGAGAGUAAAGAAUGCUGAUGAUACAGGUUCUGAGAAUGGCAGUGAUAUUGGUGAGGUUGAUUUGGAAAGUUUAAAUUCUACAGCAGCUAAUGCAGAUCCACCAAAAGCAGCAGCUGAACCUGCAGAAGAAACAACUACCAAGUUUGUUCGACUAUCUGAUUUGAUGACAGCUAAACCAAAAGUAGAAGCUGAGGUUCCCCAGAGCUGCAGUGAAUAUGUGCCAAGAAUGAGUAAAUCCAUUCCAGAGAGUUCUUGGGUGGAAAGUCCUUUGCUUAUGUCAAGAUCAGGGGGUUACAGAGUUGCACCAAGACCACUUGAACCUGAUAAUACCAGCUCUUUGGUUGAAAGCACAGGCUCGCAAACAUCCACAUGUCAGAGAAGGCUGGGAACCGAUCUGCUGCGAAUGUUUCUGGAGGAAACGGAUACUGACACCGUGUUGCACGUGGGCAGUCCUCCAAGGGUGAUCCGUGCACAUCGAUGCAUACUAAUUUCACGUUGCCAAUAUUUCGCUGGCACUUUGAGGGGCCGCUCCUUGACCAUCGAGGGAUUUAGCUAUGACGCUGUGCAUUUCGCUCUCUGCCACAUUUAUAGUGGAGCAAGCCACGUGCCGGAUUCCAUAAGCCUGGUCGAACUCGCCUCUUUGGCUGAUAUGCUGAGUCUGGAAGGUCUUAAGGAGGUAGUGGCGCAUGCUUUAAAAUCCCGGCACUGCCAUCAGUUUCACUCGCCAUGUCCUGGUUGCCUAACUGGAGUCUUAGAGGUGUUGCCGUUGUCUGCAGCUUAUGGCCUAGACGAGCUCUACUUAAAAUGUUUGAAAUGGAUAACGUUGCAUUACUUAAAAAUAUGGCCAAAUCGUGCUUUCGCUCAAUUACCUAAGGAAUUGAAGGAAAAAUGCUAUCAGCAGCACGUAAUUUACUUAACAUGCGAUAAUGUACUUACUACACACCUGUCGUGUGAUAGACUGUUAACGUCGUUGCCCACGUUAAAGUGGGCAGAGUCCGUCAUCCAAUUGGGCCUUCAAUUGGCCCAGCAGUGCAAGUUGUUCAUAAGCCAACAUUAUGUUGGUGUAAUGGUCACGUUGCUGGAUGUUGACUUUGUUAGUAUUGGAACAGUAGAAGAAAUUAUGCUGAGUUCAGCAGAAGGAUUAAACUUAGAGCAGGAGUGCAAUAUAUUUAUUAGAACUCACAAUAUGAUCAACAAGUACAAGGACUCUGCAUCAGACUUAGUAUUAGACUUAAUCGGACGGUUGCAUGCACACUUUGAGAAGCGGUUGCUGCUGAAACCGCACAAGCUUAACAAAUGUCCAUCAUGGAGUAAAAUGGACCCUAGCUUAAAGAAUCACGUGAGGAAAUUGGCCAAACUGGACGAGACUCCGAAAGUUAACAAAAGAAACGAACCGAGCCGAUUGCCUCGAAUGGUUUCAAGUAAGACGACCAGUUCAUCAGAUUCGUCACGUAAUUCCAGUCCAGCUACGAGCCAAGCUCAUCCGAGUCCAUCCCUAAGGAGGAGUUUGCUCUUAGCGGCGAAAGCUCCUCAAGUCCCACCGAGUCCAUCUACCACCCGUAGAAUUAGCACCCUAACCCUUCCGACGCAGGCGAGCUCCGCCAAGGCGUCCGCUCCCCGUCACAUAAAGCAACCCAUAUCUGCAUCUACGUCCAACCUAACAAAUCGCAACCGUUCCGCUUCUGUUGCUCCAAAGCCGAAGCCCAUUGCAAAAUCUACGAGCAACAUCAAAAAGGAGGCCAAAAAAGAGCAGCCGCUGAACAAGCGUAAUGCCGUUAGCGCGACGAACGUAAGGAAAAUAGAGAAACCAUCCACUAGGACUCAGAAGAAGCAACAGCAGCAGCAGCAGGAGGAUCAAAAACAGAAAUCGGCGAUGGCGGCGUCCGCUGGUGGCAUGCAACGCUCCAGCACGUUUUUGAAGGAUGAACCCACCGUUCUGAAGCUAGCCUAAGUUCAUUAAUAUCUAGUCACGCUUCCAAAACUCAAGCUAGUCAUAGACUAAAUUUGAUCUCUAUUUCUAUCUUAUGUCUGUUUUCUACCUUAUUUCUGAUAUUAACUGUGCGAGUACAUUCCCAGAAGAAACAAAAUUGUGAUAUUAUUUUAUUUUAGAUUAAGAUUUUUAAAAUAAUUUAAAAUUUUAA